Lycium ferocissimum is the source of this 1140-nucleotide messenger RNA. RefSeq names its product F-box/kelch-repeat protein At3g23880-like. Gene Ontology annotation, molecular function: protein binding. The record is from RefSeq and is a predicted model, not a curated record. NCBI's taxonomy places the organism in Eukaryota, Viridiplantae, Streptophyta, Magnoliopsida, Solanales, Solanaceae. Bases 1 to 1140 code for a protein of 379 amino acids. The transcript has a single exon.
AUGUCAAAGAAGAAAGUACAAAAGAGGUCAGCCGAUACAUCCAUUUACCUUCCAAUUGAUACCAUAUUUUCCAUAUUUACUUACCUUCCUGUUAAAUCUUUGUUGCGUUUUAAAUCUGUUUCUAAACCAUUGAAAGCCAUAAUCUCUGACAAUGAAUUCAAAAAGAUCCACCAUGAUCGGUCCAAAUUGUUGGGCCGCAAAAAGCUGUUGAUACAAAGACCUACUGGCCAUUUCGACUUUAGAGACCUCGAAAGUCCUGAAUUAUUUUUGAUGGAAAAGCUACUAUUUCCUCUAAAAAGAUUGCAGUGUGCUGAAGUCUCAUGCUCAUGUGAUGGCCUGGUACUUCUCAAGGACCAGAAUGAGUAUGUUUUGUGGAAUCCAUCUACCAGAGAAUAUCGAAUUCUUGAAUCAUGUACUUAUUUGAACCAGCUGGACGGAUGCCCGAAAGCUUGUGGGAUUUGCUACGAUUCUAUCCUUGAUGACUACAAGGUUAUACUGAUAUGUGACUCGUUUUAUGUCAUCUACUCAUUGAAUAAGGGUUGUUGGACAAAGAAAACAAGUUUCCCUUGUCCAAUGCGACUAAUUCCUAAUUGUUGGUCUCGGGGGAUUACCACCGAAGGAUGUGUAUUUUGGUCUCUAAAUUCGACAGCAAUCAACGGCCGUGUAGAUUGUACAACUUCUACAAUUAUUUAUUAUGACGUGAAGUCAGAUGAAGUGGAAAAGCUUCCAAUGCCAAAAUUUGUACGUGAGAAUUGUAGCUUUGGUUUGACUACUUUGAAAGGUCGUCUUAGUUUAUAUGGCGGCACAUACAACACAGACAGAUUUUACAUAUGGAUUAUGGAACAAGAUGGUUGGAAUAGGUUAAUGAACAUUUGCAACUUGUCCAGUAUUUGUGUGAAACUUGUUUAUGAUAUAAAGCCUUUGUGGUGCAGUGAAAAUGGUGAAAUUCUAUUUCGUGGGAAGUGGAAGCAUCAACUUCUCAUCUAUUAUCCUAAACGGAAACAAUUUAUUACUGUUUCACCACCUGAUUUUUCCGCAGAUUGCAGGUCUCCCGAGCCGUCAAUAUGUCUGGAAAGUUUAUGUUUUCCGGGACACAGUAUCAAGGAGGAAGCAACACAUGAAGAGAAUUUAUCAAAUUAG